AAAAUGCAGUGAUGUUUUAAAUAGCUAGGGAAUACAGAUAUCUCAUAAAUACAGAGUAUGAUAUAGGAUGAUGAUGAUGAUCGGCGCCGGAAUUGCAAGUCCGCCGCCAUUGAAAUCGCAGAUUAGAAUCCCCCGCCGCCGCCUAUCUAAAUCAGAAUGCCAGUGUGCGUUGAGCAAGCGAGGCGAGCGUUUCCUGAACUCGCUCCUCGUCGCCUCUCCCAACGAAGACCGCCUCAACACACUGCUUCGGAAAUUCGUCGCCUCUUCUCCUAGAUCCGUCGCUCUCGGCACUCUUUCCCACCUCCUCUCCCCGGCGUCUGCCGCUCCCUCCCACCCUCGCCUCUCUUCACUCCCUCUUCCGUUAUAUCUGGCGAUGUCACAGGCCCCUUGGUUCAGUUGGAAUUCCAAGCUAGCAGCAGACAUCAUCGCCCUGCUACACAAACAGAAACAAUUUGAUGAAGCCGAAACCCUAACAGCGGAAGCACUCUCCAGAUUAAGCACUGGAGGGAAGCGCGAACUGUUCUUCUUCUACUGUCACCUAAUCAACCCCCAAUCCAAGCACAAGUCACGGGAACCAGUCCUCCAUUGUUGCGCAAAGUUGAAGCUUCUCCUCCACUCAGGCCCGACCUCGCUUCACUUAAAGCAGUCCGUGUAUAAGUCCAUGAUCCAGGCCAUGUGUCGUAUUGGUUUGCCGUCUGAAUCCGAGAAGCUGAUGGACGAAAUGAGAAGGGCAGGGAUCAAGCUGUCCAGGUUUGAGUUCAGGUGGAUAGUUUAUGGGUAUGGGAUAAGAGGUCAGUUUGGGGAGAUGAGGAGGAUGGUUGCUCAAAUGCAGAGAAAAGGAUUUCGGAUGGACACGGUCACUUCGAACAUGGUGCUUUCAUCUUUUGGAGCCCAUGGUGAGUUGUUGGAGAUGGCAGCUUGGCUACAAAAGAUGGAGGAUUGGGGGGUGGCAGUUUCAAUAAGGACUUAUAAUUCGGUUCUCAACAGCUGCCCUAAAUUAAACCUGUUGCUGUAUGACAGCAUAAAGAAUAAUGAGGAUUUGCCUCUUUCCCUAGAAGAGUUAGUGGCUAAGCUUAGCAGGGAAGAGGGCUCUCUGGUUCUCAUUCUGGCAACAGAGAGGAAAGUGGAGUGGGGAGUGGAGUUAGAUUUGCAUGGUAUGCAUUUGGGGACAGCAUAUGUGAUCAUGCUGCUGUGGUUUGAAGAGGUUAGAAGAAGGUGUGAAAGUGGAGAUAAUGAUAAUCUGCCUAGCGAGAUUAGGGUGGUGUGUGGGGUGGGAAAACACAGCGCCAUUAGAGGGAAAUCCCCCGUGAAGGGUUUGGUGAAGAAGAUGCUGCAGCAGAUGGGUUGUCCACUUAGGAACGAUAGCAAGAACAACGGAUGCUUUGUUGCCAAAGGGAGGGUUCUCAAAGACUGGAUGUCAUUAUAUAAUAAAAGCUUGCUAUGAGAAAUAGACCAAAAUUAUGAGAGAGCAAUGGAUCCAACUUCUCAACAACUUACACUAUCAAUCCUUGUCUUGAACGGCCAAAUGUUGUAUUUUGAGCAACUGAGAAUUUGAAGAAAAAGAAUGGUCAUCGGAAGGAAAGAGAAUAGCCCAUUUGGUAAUCACCCCUUGUAUCGGCAUUCAUUAACCAAGGUUUUUUCGCCACACCUCAUGCUCUAAUGACUAACGAAUAAGUAUGACAUUUCAACCUUCAAUCUUUAUAUUAUUUUCUUUGAUUUGUUAGGUAAAUAUGAAGUAAAUUUUUAGAUAAUGUCACUAGAUAUAAUUCAGUAAAUUCAAGUCAUUCUACCAAACUUCAUGUAAUACAGAUAGGCCUUAACUAACGGGCUUUAAAAGUUUGCAAGUUGAUAGAGCAAUUCAGUCGUGCCUGCUGCUGCUGAACUGGUAAGCCUUCAAACCAGAGCAUCCACCAAAUGUACAUUUUCCCAAGAUUAUUGUGCGACACUUCUUCUGCUAUUAAGCAGCGAGCUUGUCCUCCUACUGCUAGGGGCAAAGAAGGUGCAGCUCCAACACGGACAACUACACCUUGCAAACGUGCUUCAAUGUUACUUAUUGCCCUCUGCAUUUUGACAGCAAAAAAUGUUGCCAUUAAUGAUCUGUUAUAACACUUUUAAAGUUUUAUAACAAUAGUGCAUUGCCAAAAAUCUAUAGCCAUGUUUGGUAUGAUGUAAUCAAUCAUGUAAUGUAAUCGUCAUUACGAAUACAAUGUUUGGUAUGACAUUUUGUUUUAAAUUGUAAUGUAAUGAACAUUGCAAAUGUGGAAUUCAUUACUUUAAUAGGUGUAAUAAGCUUUAUAUUACAAAAAUUAUGUAUUUGAUAUUACA
This is a messenger RNA of Cuscuta epithymum, 2325 nucleotides long. Lineage: Eukaryota; Viridiplantae; Streptophyta; Magnoliopsida; Solanales; Convolvulaceae. The record is from the annotation of a GenBank genome assembly.